Messenger RNA from Lycium barbarum (goji berry), 2687 nucleotides. RefSeq names its product probable cyclic nucleotide-gated ion channel 20, chloroplastic. The record is from RefSeq and is a predicted model, not a curated record. Gene Ontology annotation, molecular function: monoatomic ion channel activity. Gene Ontology annotation, biological process: monoatomic ion transport; transmembrane transport. Gene Ontology annotation, cellular component: membrane. NCBI's taxonomy places the organism in Eukaryota, Viridiplantae, Streptophyta, Magnoliopsida, Solanales, Solanaceae. Bases 173 to 2488 code for a protein of 771 amino acids. The transcript is spliced from 13 exons.
GUGCCCAGUUAAAUGAGCAGUUAAAUUGAAACGGAGGGAGUAUAAUUUAUUAAAAUCCAAUAGGCUCUUGCUAUUUCUCUGCUUCUCUCUCCUCCGCCUUUCAAUGCGGGAAGCAGAUGUUUCCCGUUGAACCCAUAAUUCUGCUGGAAUUAUCAGGUUGAGCAUCUGAGGGAUGGACACCUAUGAAAAAGAUGAGGCGCCGAUGUUAUCACCAUCAUAUCCACAGUCUGACGAAAAUGACGGCUUCCAAAAUCGACGUUUUGCGUACAGGACAAGGAGUGCAUCCCUGUCAAUGCCAAUGAGCUCUAUGGAUUCAUUUGAAAAUGAUAGUAGUUUUGUAGGCUAUACCGGUCCUUUGAGAAGUGAGAGGCGAUCUCCGUUGGUUCAGAUGAGUGGGCCAUUAUAUAUUGGUCGUGAGCCUGUGAAUAGCUUUCGGCGCACUCCUACUGCAGUAGUGGAUAAACCAACUCUGCCUACAACAGAAAAAUAUCCUUCAAUUAGAAGUACAGAACGAAAUGGUUGGCAUAAUACUGACUACACUGGAAAAAAUGAACAUCUGUUGAAGUCUGGACAACUGGGCAUGUGCAGUGAUCCGUACUGCACAACAUGUCCAACCUAUUACCAUUUGAAAGCACGGCAAAGAAAUUCAAAGUCUUCAGAUAUAUUUGAUCACAGGUUCCGUAAUGUGCUGUAUGGAGAUGCAAAAGGAUGGGCGAAGAGAACUUGUACUUUCUUGCAUCCAUAUAUUCCUGGUGUCAUGAAUCCUCAUGCGAAGAUUGUCCAGAAGUGGAACAAAUUUUUUGUCAUCUCAUGCCUAUUUGCAGUGUUUAUAGAUCCCCUAUUCUUCUUUUUGCUUUAUGUCCAUCAGGGGAACAAAUGCAUAGUGCUAAAUUGGCCCCUGACAACAACUGUUGUGAUUUUGAGGAGCAUCACUGAUAUCAUCUACUUAAUGCACAUCCUUCUUCAGUUCCGCUUAGCUUAUGUUGCCCCUGAAUCUAGGGUGGUGGGCGCAGGUGACCUGGAGGACCACCCUAAAAAGAUUGCUAUAAACUAUCUCUCGGGAUACUUUGCUAUUGACUUCUUUAUCGUAUUACCACUUCCUCAGAUCAUCAUACUGUUGAUUUUACCCAUGUCUAUUGCAUCAUCUGGGGCAAAUUAUGCAAAGAAUCUAUUGAGGGCAGCUAUACUACUCCAGUACAUUCCUAGAUUGUGCAGGUUUUUGCCUUUGCUAGCUGGCCAGUCUCCAAGUGGUUUUAUAUUUGAGUCAGCAUGGGCGAAUUUUUUCAUAAAUCUUCUCACUUUUGUUUUAUCAAGCCACGUGGUGGGCUCAUGCUGGUAUCUUUUUGGUUUCCAGAGGGUGAAUCAAUGUCUUCGAGAUGCUUGUCGUGGAUCAAAGAUAGCGAGGUGUAUGGAUUUCAUAGACUGUGGUCAUGGCAAUGAUUACAGAAAGUUUAGUUCGGAGAUAACAUGGGAUCAGUGGAAGAACAAUUCUGAAGCAGUUGCUUGUUUUACUGAUCGUGGUUUUGACUAUGGAAUCUAUGAACAAGCUGUUAAUCUAACCACUGAAAAGAGUGUUGUCACAAGAUAUGUGUACUCAUUGUUUUGGGGCUUCCAGCAAAUUAGUACACUAGCUGGCAAUCAAGUCCCAAGUUAUUUUGUGUGGGAAGUUAUUUUCACAAUGGCUAUCAUCGGAAUGGGACUCCUGCUUUUUGCCCUCCUGAUUGGAAAUAUGCAAAACUUUUUGCAGUCUCUAGAUCGCAGGAGGUUAGAAAUGUCUCUGAGACGUCGUGAUGUUGAACAAUGGAUGAGCCAUAGACGCUUGCCAGUAGAAUUGAGAAGGCAAGUUCAAGAGGCAGAGAGAUAUAAUUGGGCAGCUACCAGAGGGGUCAAUGAAGAAAUGCUACUAGAGAAUCUUCCCGAAGACCUUCAAAGAGAUAUACGGAGGCAUCUUUUUAAAUUCAUCAAAAAGGUUCGAAUAUUCGCACUUCUAGAUGAACCCAUCAUAGAUGCCAUCUGUGAGAGAUUGAGACAGAAAACAUACAUAGCAGGAAGCAAAGUUUUAUACCGUGGUGGUCUAGUUGACAAGAUGGUUUUCGUAAUUCGGGGUAAGAUGGAAAGCAUUGGAGAAGAUGGGAACGUGGCCUCCUUGUGUGAAGGGGAUGCCUGUGGGGAAGAACUCCUCACAUGGUGCCUUGAGCAUUCUUCUAUAAACAGAGAUGGGAAAAAGAUCAGAAUUCCUGGACACAGAUUGCUGAGCAACAGACUGGUUAGGUGCCUGACAAAUGUUGAAGCAUUUAUAUUGCGAGCGUCAGAUCUCGAAGAAGUCACUAAUCUUUUCGCAAGAUUCUUGCGGAGUCCACGCGUUCAAGGUGCCCUAAGGUAUGAAUCUCCAUAUUGGCGAGGGCUGGCAGCAAGGCGGAUACAAGUUGCAUGGAGAUACAGGAAGAAACGUCAAAGCCGAGCAGACUCUUCCAGCCCCCAACACUAAUAUACUAUCAUUGUUAGUUAUUUCUUCUGCAAAAUGCUUAACUUCUUUUUUAGUCUGUAUAUCUAUUUUUUUGUAUGUAGUGGUAAUAUAUAGAGUACUUUGUUGCCAAUCACAACUCAGACUGAAAUUUUGUAUUGAAUAACCCAUAUAUUAACCCAAGAGUACAGUUUUUAAUGUUUGAAAGGUUUUUGAUGGAAAA